Molecule: messenger RNA, 3504 nt
Organism: Exophiala bonariae
Lineage: Eukaryota; Fungi; Ascomycota; Eurotiomycetes; Chaetothyriales; Herpotrichiellaceae
Exons: 1
Coding region: 1-3504 (1167 amino acids)
Molecular function (GO): protein binding
Source: RefSeq, a predicted model, not a curated record
AUGGAUCUUGAAUCUGUGCAAUGCGUGACAGAACGCACACCAGACAGUCUUGUUACGCAACAAAGCUCAGAAUCGUCAAUCGAACAAGACACUGGGUAUCCGGUCCCCACCAUCGAUCAAUCCCACGAUGUAGCUUUGGUCACAAAACUUCUCAACCGAACUCGCGACUGUCAUGGCGUCUGUAGCGAGAAUAUCUUGCUCUGGGGCUUACCCGGCUGCGGAAAGCGUCGCAUUGCGAGGCAAGCCGCCUUGGAAUUCUCAAGGUCCGCGAAUUGCAAAGUCCUGUUCAUCGACGGUCGCACUCAUGAAACUUUCCUGAGAGACUAUAGAGAUGCUUAUAUCACCAUGACCGGCGACACCCUACCUCAGGGCUUGGCCGUCGAAGCUCUUCUGCUCAAGAUCAGAAUUGCUCUUGAGUCAUGUCGACAGGAUUGGCUUAUGGUUAUAUUUGAUCUCCAAUUCUAUCUCGAGGAUGGAAAUGAUCACCUUCCUGGCGGGCCCGAUUCCGCACCGACAUCGUUCCUUCCAGAAAGGUCGAGGAUUAUGGUGACGUCCUCGUACGUCGUCGCAUCUCUACUCGGAAGCGUCGAUCAAGACGUGGCUAUGAUCUGUGGUUUGAAAUUUGCUCGCUGGGCGACUUGUCUCCAUGUUGUUGGCGUCGAUGAAACCAAAGCCAUUCGUUAUCUCCAAGAUUCUGGUGUUGAUGCCAGUGACAUUUCGGCCAUCGAGCGCCAUGGACGCUCCUCCACAUUUUCCAUACCACCUCUUCGACUUGCCUUGGUGUCCGCUUCAAUGAGAUUACUAGGAAUGAAUUCAAGUCAGUUUCGUCGAUUAUUAGAAAAGAAAUCUACAAGGACUCCAACACCUUCAUGGCCAGGUUCCAGUGGUAUCUUCUCGGCAACCAUGUCGGUGCUGUGGAACGCCAUUAAUGAUUACGAGCCCCUGGCUGGUCGUAUCCUGGCUAUUGUAUCCAUCGUGGAUCGACUACACCUUCCAAUCUCUCUGCUGGCAAAGUUUCCUGAAUUUCAGACGCUUGACGAAGACGAUUUCUCUUGCGCGAUCAAUACCUUGGUACUCUCUGGACUCGUUGAGAUACACCACAAAUUUGGUCAUCGGACAAUCAAUAUCCCUCUAACAAUCUAUCGUUGGGUGCAAUUGCGAUUGAGAGCCGUUGAGGAUGACGAUGAAUAUGGUGGCAUAAUGAGGGCCUGGGAAGUCAUAUUUACCGAAUAUCUAACAAUACCAGACAUGGAACAUGCACCAGGAGCAUCCUAUUUCUCCACUGAAAGAUUUUGGCCUCUGAUUGGACAUGUAACCUCAUUAUGCAACUUUAAGCCUGCAAAUCUCCGCGUGGUUUGCAGUUUCAGUUAUAUGAGAUUUUUGGAACAAGUUUCACUGGUCCUCAUCGAGGAUGGGAUACUUUUUAAUCAAGGACUAGUGGCGAUUACCCAUGCUUUGGAUAUGUGCGCCUUGCUCAUGAGUCAGCUCAGAUCCCACAGCGGAAACCUCAGAUUACAUCGAUACUAUGUUUCCAUGUUGCAGACUCGAUCUCUCGCCUUUUCAAAAGCCUUGAAAUUCGUCGAGGCAAAAGCCGAACUUAGGGAAGCCGAGAGAUAUUUGACUCACCAUCUCAGCACAGACUCAUGCUACGCAGAUCAAAGGCGCCGGAUCGAUGAUGCGAAGGCUCAUCUUUCCAUCAUACAACAGGAUUUUCCCGAGGCACUGCGACUUCUCAACCCUUUGAUUUCAUCCUCGGAUGAACUAGAAGACUCAUUUGUUGCUGCACAAAGACACUUCUGGCUGACUGCUUACAAGAUUUCGAUCAAGGCAGAUGUCGCGGCAUUGAGGCAUUCACACGAAGCAAUGAAAUAUUGGGUGGCUUUGCCAGAGCAUGAGAGAUGGGGUCAUAAAGACAGCCGGAGGCUGCACUGGGUUGAGAACCACAUGAUUUGCCUUAUGUACCAACACAAAUACAAGGGGGCUUUGAUAUUUGGAAGGCCACUCCUGAAACGUGCGCAAGAACUGACGCCAAACUUUGGGAUCUCUCUCUGCCGUAUGACUUACAGAGUCGUCAUAUGCCUCUGUGCCAUUGGCAAGCUUGAUGAAGCAGAAGAAGCAGUCUGCCAUCUGAUCGCGCGAUCGGACUACAAACGGGUUGAAGAUGAAACACUUUCGCAUCUACUUGUCAUGCUGUAUGCUUUGGGUCAACUCUUACACAAGCAUGGUCGAGUUGUCGAGGCAGAAGGUGUUUAUCGCUACAUCCUGAGAUCAGCGAAGCUCUGGAAUGUCCCUGACAUAACGGGCCCGACCAACAGAUAUAACGUGAAAGGAGCCUGGUCCAAAUUGGUGAUAUGUCUCAUUGACCAAGGUAAGUACCUCGAGGCUAAGGCUGUCCGUGAGAGAUAUACAGAAGCAGAAGAUGAAGGGUCGAUAGGCGAGCAAACAAGUGAAAUAAUGAACCGCCUACGGAUGUCCUAUCAAGACCUUGUGGAGGUGUACUCGAGAAGACUUGAAGCGGAACGAUCCGGUACCCUUCUUGAAUGGGAAGCUAUCGUGGAUCUUUAUGGUCUAAAGGGAGACCUAGAUGAUGCAAUCACCUUAUUUGGUGACCCGACCCAAAGAAUUGAACAAGAUCGAGAUUUCGAAAGCGACAUCGACAUUCACAACAUUCGGCGAGCGAGGAAGAGCAGGAUUCUGCGGCUAUUGAAUUUCCCUUUGGUCUAUCAGUCUUUUUGUCACUACAACACUAGGAGGCCUUUACUCGACCACGACUACUCCUCUGAAGAGCUUUGGUGUAACUUAAAGCAGACAAUUCUAGGGCAGUAUUGGAAAUUCUGCGACUGCACCAGGAAAAGACGUAGAAGUGCCAGUUUUGACCUCAACGUUUUGGUCGACAGAGCAUUUCACGAGCAACACGAUGAGUCGCCGAGACAUGCUGACGCAGGACUCAAGCAAAGACUGAUCGAUGGAUGGGUUAUACGAACUCCAGCGCCCAAGCAACGGCCAAACGGCUGCUCAGAUUUCUGUCCUUGUAUUGCUGCAAAUCUCGUGGGUGAGAAGGAGACCAAACUCCUGGAGUCGAAACUGUUCACCUGGAAGGAAUCUGAGACUGAAGGAUCAUCCCAGUCCAAACCCACUCCUCGCCAUCCCUAUCGGCGUCGAAAGGUGAAGAGACAACCAAUACCGGAUCAUGAAAUAUUUGUAUACAAGGAUGCCGCCAACACAUUCAGAUGGCUACAGUCAGAGUUUCGAGAUGGAGAUGGCGAUGAUGAGAAUUAUAUCAUCCCGAAUGCCCUCAAUAUCCCAGGAAUCAGCAUAACUCCGCCCGACGGAGAAUCCAACCUUGGCCAGUGGUCAGUCGACCAUCAAACCAAGAUCACGGAGCAUUACGAACGCGACUAUGCGGCCGAGUUUGCGUUGGAGAUGGCGAGGGCGCAGAAAAGACGGUUUGAAUGUCAUCGGCUGGAUGCAAUACUGGAAGAUGAUGACGAAAAUGAGGAUUAG